AUGAAAAAACUUGCUGGCAGAGGCUCCCUUCGGAAGCAGCUCUACACGGGGUCGAAAGGGCCCUCCCUGCUGGACAUUGGCCGAAGAGCAAGGGUGGCCAUGCUGGACAAUGAGAGGAACAUGGCCUCUCUGGCACUGCCGCUUCCCAAGACGAGCCUCGUCGCCAACGCAGAGCAAGCGGAAGAGCCCAGGACGCCACAAUAUCAGAUCUCAAACGGAACAGGGGCUGCCAUUUUGGACACCAGCUCAGCAGGAAACUCGAGGAGGAAACACUUCUGCCCAGAGAGUGGCCAGUGCUUUGCCUUCAGAUUGGCUCUUCCCAGACACCAGAGAAUCCACACAGGGGAGAAGAUCCAGGAAAGUUCUGAGCGUGGGGAAUGUUUUGGUCAGUGUUCAGAGCUUGUGAGCCCUUUGGAAACCCCUAUGUCUUUGGAGUUCAGGAAGAUUCUUGCUCAUCAGCCCAUCGUUCUGAUCCACCGGAACGUCCAUGCAGGAGGAGAUAAGUCAUAUCGCUGCUUGGAGUGUGGGGAAGGUUUUUCCCAACUCUCAGAUUUUGUGAAACAUGAAAGAGGCCAAAAUCCACACAGGAGAGAAGCCGCACAAAUGCAGUGUGUGUGGGUUAUGCUUUUCUGUUAG
Messenger RNA from Podarcis raffonei (Aeolian wall lizard), 636 nucleotides. RefSeq names its product zinc finger protein 572-like. Gene Ontology annotation, molecular function: DNA-binding transcription factor activity, RNA polymerase II-specific; RNA polymerase II cis-regulatory region sequence-specific DNA binding. The transcript is spliced from 4 exons. Lineage: Eukaryota; Metazoa; Chordata; Lepidosauria; Squamata; Lacertidae. Gene Ontology annotation, biological process: regulation of transcription by RNA polymerase II. The coding region runs from base 1 to 636 and encodes 211 amino acids. The record is from RefSeq and is a predicted model, not a curated record.